Halteromyces radiatus is the source of this 1353-nucleotide messenger RNA. RefSeq lists its product as uncharacterized. The coding region runs from base 1 to 1353 and encodes 450 amino acids. NCBI's taxonomy places the organism in Eukaryota, Fungi, Mucoromycota, Mucoromycetes, Mucorales, Cunninghamellaceae. The transcript has 7 exons. The record is from RefSeq and is a predicted model, not a curated record.
AUGGAAGAUGUGCGUACAUUGACACGACAUUGUAUUGAUGGAACAUGUUAUUGCGACUGGAGACUAUCCAUUGACGGUUGUGUCAAUUCAUCCGGAUUACGGAUCAUCUAUCUGAUUAUGAUCAUAUUCUCUGCUGUUGUAGCUUUGUUAUCCUUUAGUAUUUUUCUUCAUCGAUUUAUAUUCAAAGGACAUCGAUUGUUCGAUUUUAAUUCUGCAUCUGUCCUUAAACCUAAACCACUUGAUUGUUUGAUGUUCUUUUUGACCAUAUUCAACUUGCUACGAAUGUUGACUGGUAUCAUUUUAGUCACCAAUAUCUCACAAACUAAUCUAUUGGCACGCUCUUUCCUGUUUGAGUUUGCGUGGCAAUGGGGAUAUGGAGCAUGUGCUCUUUAUUUACUUGGAAUUGCACAAACAUUAGCUGAUAGUCAUAAAUCUACAGCGAGACAAUGGUUACCAUCAACAAGGACGGUAGAUAUUAUAGGCUUGACACUUCUUUUUGCGCCGGUUAUCACCAACAAUAUAUGCUCCAUUGCAGCAGGAGUCAUAGGCUCAAAAGGUACAGAAACAACUACCAGCUUGGACCCCAUGACACCAUCUUCAUUAUCAGCUGUUCACACUGCCGAGAUCUUUGUACGACUUCUUUAUUUAUUUUGGUUCAUUCAUUGUGGCUCAUUGGCUAUUGCUGUACUCUACACUGGCAUUCGAUUAUUAAGAGUAUUGAACGAUCAUCUAAAAAAAUUCAAGCCAGGUGUACUUCAACGACAAAAAAUUCAAGCUGGUGCGCUCAAAAUCCAAAUCCUUGUGGCCUUGAUCUUUCUCGCAGUAGGAGGAUUUGCCAUCUUUUUACUUCUUUAUGGUAUUUUGCGUGACCAAAUCAUGCAGAGUGUACCUGGAAGUUAUGCUCUCUGUGUUUUAUGGAAUUUUUUGGCUCCUUUAGCUUCUGUCUUGAUAUGUCUAGCUAUUAUAUCAAAUCCUCGUAUAGAUGAAAAGCCAGCACUUGGUUUACCUAAUUCAAGCACCGGAGGUAAUGCAUCAUCAUCCAAUCAAAACUCUGCCAAUAUUUACUCCACCACCUCCAACACUGAGGCAUCUGAGUUUCCAGUCAAUUUGAGUGCUACUGCCUUUGAAACUUUACAACAAAUCAAGGAUGAAAUGGUCGUCAGUGGAAAUGGUACUUAUCCUUUUGCUUCCUUCGAUUGUCAACAAAACCAUUCUUAUUACACAACUAAUGAUGAUGAUGAUGAUGAUAUCUAUGAUGACGAUGAUGAUCAUCAUCAUAAUGGUGUUCGUCUUCAAUUAUCAAAAAGUAACCUAAUCACUCCUCCUCCACCAACUGCCACGUCCUCUUACUGA